Molecule: messenger RNA, 1616 nt
Organism: Emiliania huxleyi CCMP1516
Lineage: Eukaryota; Haptophyta; Isochrysidales; Noelaerhabdaceae
Exons: 3
Coding region: 15-1001 (328 amino acids)
Source: RefSeq, a predicted model, not a curated record
GCUCGCGUCCUGCCAUGGACACGCCAGCCUCUGCGCGUACGAAGCGCUCCUGGACGGCCCAGGCCGCGCUCCUCCUGUUCGCGGCUCUCCUGCUUGUCGGGCGAGCCAGCGUCGGCGAGAGGGCAAGCGAGAUGUAUUGGGACACGUCAGAGAUUUACGCACGUGACGAGCGAACCGAUCGCAGCGUGAGGAUGGCGUGUCAUCCCAUGUACGGUUGGCUGGAGAAGCCGCUGAACCUCAUGGUCCACGAUGUCGUCGACGACAUCCCAAAGAAACCACGUCUCGCGAAGGUCCCGUUCGAUGCAGUCAUGAGAGUCGGAGUGGUGGAAACCGACAUCACGGAUCUCCAGAUCAGAGACAUCAAAAUAGAUGACGUUAGCUUUAUAGAUUGCAGAACGGUGAGAGACUUCGCUCCGAUGCUGCCAAGGGCGCUCCCCAACGUCGUCAAGGUCCACGUGCACGGCAUUCGCGUCACGGUCGAUAUGGCGUACGAUUCGCGCGGCUUGUUGGGGUUUGGCGCAAGCGCUGGCAAGGCACGAUCCACCGUGAAAGGGGAGAUGAAGCUCACCUUGGCCUUUCUCGCUUUCGACGACUGGCACGUGUCUUCCUGCGCGGGCAAUUUCACGGUGGCAGACACACAGGUGAUCGGCGAGGGCUUGGGCGAGCUUGCAGUGCCAGUGCCGAACGCGCUUCCCUUCGCCUCAAUAAUGUGCUACGGCCUUGGCGCGGUGAUGGAUUCCGGGCUGGUCGGCCUCACGCUGGAGGGAGCACAGGACACACGCUACGAGGGCAAGGAGGCAACCUUUCGUGGAGUCGUGCCGAUGGUCAACGAGCGGCUGAGCCGGAUCGCGCCCGCGGUCCGUGGGACAGCGCAAACCCUACACGUCGACCUGCGGGACUCGGUCCACUGGGUUGAGGACAAAAUUCCUUGUCUUGGUCUCCUCCGCUCCUGCCAUCCGCCACCUUCGCCGCCGGCGCCACCAGAGUGGUUGUGGCGCUGACAGCAGUAAACGCUCCACAUGAAACGCUCACAGACACUGAAAAGCAUGCUCAGAAGUCUCUCACACUAUGUGUUGACUCUCUCAGUAAAGUGUAGGUGAGUCUAGAGGAGAGAUGGGGAAAGGAGCUGUAGUUUCAGAGAGUUUGACUAGCUUUGAGUCAGUUUCAUACUUUAAUACGCCGUCACGUGUUCGCCCGGUCCCCGCUCGCGUCCAGCUUCUGCCGCGCGUCUGCGUGGCAGCGCUUGACACUGACGAGGGUUCGUCUCGCUGACCACGAGCAUCUUCACCGCCCCUCGGUGGGCGAGCCGACUCAGUUGCCAGUCAACAUGCUCGGCGCCCGUGUACCCCUCUCUCGCGGCGCGAGCGGCUGUAACCCCCCUCGGCCUCGCACCGCUUGCCUACUCCCGCUCGCAGGUACAGCCGCUGCCAUCGAGGAAGCCGCGAGACGCGUCCGCUGCUGCCCAUUCCCCACCCUUGUCCCGCGCAACCGCCCUCCCUCUCUUCUGGCAAGAGAGCGACCCGCUCUCGCUUGCUCGCCAAUCGCCGCCCGGCUCCAGUCCGAGCGCCGAGGACGCGAGAGAGCGCGCCGGCGGCCUCGUCUCGACCGUUCAGGUG